Gigantopelta aegis is the source of this 705-nucleotide messenger RNA. RefSeq lists its product as uncharacterized. Bases 42 to 584 code for a protein of 180 amino acids. NCBI's taxonomy places the organism in Eukaryota, Metazoa, Mollusca, Gastropoda, Neomphalida, Peltospiridae. The transcript is spliced from 4 exons. The record is from RefSeq and is a predicted model, not a curated record.
GACGUCAUCUCAUUGUGGCGUUAGAUAGCAACGGAUACAUAAUGGCACUAAUGCUUUUCGACAAUAUAUUCUGCCAUAAAUCGAUAUUUCUUGUUCUUUUUGCCACCUUUAUAAUGAUUCCAAAUAUUUCCAGUGGAUCUAUUUGUCUGCACAAUACUUGGCUACUCAACGAAUUAGAAGACAUAUUCAUGAAGUUUAAAAACAUUCUUGUGGUCUUAUUGUUGAUGGUUUUUACUCGUGUUCGGGACUUUUUCCAGCAUGGAGCAGGAAGUGAAAGUGGAGAAACCGUGGUGAUUCUGUUAUUUACAGUCUUUGGUUGGGUUAUUAAGAGACUUAUAACACUGGGCUUUAAUAUCCGACGACGGAUUGCCAUCAAAACCAUGAUGAUGGUCAAGAAAGCAAACCGAGGAGCCAAACUUCGAAAGCUGCAGAACUCGGAGUUCCCUUACGACGAGAAUAACCCGAAGAAGAAAAAGCGCUGUAACAGAACUUCCAGGAAUCGCCAACGAGAGCCAUUGUUAAUACUGCUCAACAACAGUCCAAUCCCAACCUCGAACAGAUUUCAAAUCCUUCAGUGUUUAUGAAUCAAACCAUGCGUACAUGAAUGUGUGUGUGUGUAUGAGUGUGAGUGAGUGUGUGUGUGUGUGUGUGUGUGUGGAGAGAGAGAGAGAGAGAGAGAGAGAGAGAGAGAGGUGUUUGGUAGUG